AUGUUUAUUACUUUACUUCGGCAUGGCGAGAGUGAAGGCAACAUGUUGCAAUGCUGGCAAGGCAUUACCGAUGGCCCGUUAACGGUUGUUGGACAACAGCAAGCAACGUUAGCUAUGCAAGAGUUGAAAAAGUACAAGUUCACUACUAUCCUGUCAAGUCCAUUACAACGCGCGUUGGAAACGGCCAAAAAAGUUCAUGCAGCUCUACCGGAACCGAGACCCGAGCUUGUUGUGGAACCAUUAUUGACGGAAUUGGAUAUGGGCAGUCUUGAGGGCCAAUCAUGGAGUGUACCUAAUCCUAUCCAUACAAGAGAUACUCCGUUUCCAGGUGGAGGAGAAUCAUUGAAUGACGUGUAUUUACGUGCAACGCGUUUCUUGGUGCAACAUUUGGAGCAAGUGGAUGAUGAAGAAGAAGGGCACGUAUUGGUGGUUUCGCAUGGGAUGUUUUUGACGGAACUAGUACAUGCUUUAUGCAGCCGUUAUGGAUAUGGAUGGAUCGAUUUGAGAUGGUCUAAUACUGGGAUUACCACAUUACGGUGUACUAUAGACAAUGGAUUAGAGUUGAUUCGAGUGAAUGAUACCCAACAUGUAAAGCAAAUGUACUUGUAA
This is a messenger RNA of Lichtheimia ornata, 609 nucleotides long. RefSeq lists its product as uncharacterized. Gene Ontology annotation, biological process: regulation of pentose-phosphate shunt; negative regulation of programmed cell death; fructose 1,6-bisphosphate metabolic process. The record is from RefSeq and is a predicted model, not a curated record. The coding region runs from base 1 to 609 and encodes 202 amino acids. NCBI's taxonomy places the organism in Eukaryota, Fungi, Mucoromycota, Mucoromycetes, Mucorales, Lichtheimiaceae. Gene Ontology annotation, molecular function: fructose-2,6-bisphosphate 2-phosphatase activity. Gene Ontology annotation, cellular component: cytosol. The transcript is spliced from 4 exons.